AUGUUUAGUGCACAGAUUAUGGGAUUUACAACAUUGCACUUCCUGAUUGAACCUUCAGAUGCCGUCACCACACGGGGAACUAAUGUUUUGUUGAACUGUACAGCGGAAUCAGAUCAAGGAUUUCCUGUAAUCAAAUGGAAAAAGGAUGGCGUCUUUUUAAACUUGGCAGUGGAUGAGAGAAGACAACAGUUUUCCAAUGGAUCUCUUUUGAUACAAAAUAUUGUCCAUUCCAGACAUCAUAAACCCGAUGAAGGCCUUUAUCAAUGUGAAGCAUCGUUAGAAGGAACUGGCGCCAUCAUCAGUCGAACAGCCAAAGUUUCAGUAGCAGGUCCACUGAGGUUUCUGUCCCAGACGGACUCGGUUACAGCAUUUGCAGGUGACACCGUUUUAUUGAAGUGCGAAGUUGUUGGUGAACCUAUGCCUACGGUCCACUGGCAGAGGAACCAAGAAGAUCUACUUCUGAAUAGCGGUGACACUCGAGUAGCCAUUUUGCCUUCUGGAUCUUUACAAAUCAGUCGGAUUCAAGUAGGGGACAGUGGGAUCUAUAGAUGCCUUGCCAAAAAUCCCGCUAGUUCAAGAACUGGGAAUGAAGCAGAAGUCCGAGUUUUAUCAGAUCCUGGGUUGCACAGGCAGCAAUUUUUUCUUCAGAGACCGUCCAAUGUGGUGGUUGUAGAAGGGAAAGACGCCAUUUUGGAGUGCUGUGUUUCAGGCUACCCAAUGCCAACAUUUACGUGGCUGCGAGGAGACGAACCAAUCUCGUUCAGGGCCAAAAAAUAUUCACUGUUGGCUGGCAGUAACUUAUUGAUUUCUAAUGCAACGGAUGAUGACUCUGGAAGCUAUACCUGUGUCGUCACAUACAGAGAUGAGAACAGUAGUGCAUCGGCUGAGUUAUCAGUAUUGGUUCCUCCGUGGUUUAUCACUCACCCUUCAAAUCUCUAUGCUUACGAAAGUAUGGACAUCGAGUUUGAAUGCGCCGUCUCCGGAAAACCAGCCCCUACAGUACAGUGGAUCAAGAACGGAGAAGUUGUCAUCCCUAGUGAUUAUUUUCAGAUAGUGGGAGGCAGCAAUCUGCGGAUUCUGGGCUUAGUAAAAUCCGACGAAGGCUUCUACCAGUGUGUAGCUGAAAACGAAGCUGGGAAUGCACAAACCAGCGCACAGCUAAUCAUCCCCGAACCUGCUAUCCCAAGUUCCAGGAUCCUUCCCUCUGCUCCCCGAGACGUGGUCCCUGUCUUGGUCUCCAGCCGAUUUGUCCGUCUCAGCUGGCGCCCGCCUGCAGAGGCCAAAGGGAACAUUCAGACCUAUGCAGUCUAUUUUUCCAGAGACAGCAUCAAGAGGGAGAGAGCACUGAAUACCUCCCAGUCUGGGUUGCUCCAGCUUACAGUGGGGAAUCUGAAACCCGAAGAGACCUAUACCUUCCGAGUAGUGGCAUACAAUGAAUGGGGACCGGGAGAAAGUUCACAGCCCAUCAAGGUGGCAACCCAACCUGAGUUGCAAGUUCCUGGACCAGUAGAAAGCCUCCAGGCUGUCUCUGUCUCACCUACCUCAAUUCUUAUCACAUGGGAACCACCUGCCUAUGCAAAUGGCCCAGUGCAAGGGUACAAGUUGUACUAUACAGAAGGACCAACUGGGAAAGAACAGACUGUAGAAGUUAAUGGUGUAUCCUACAAGCUGGAAGGUCUGAAGAUAUUCACAGAAUACACUCUCCGCUUUCUGGCUUACAAUAAUUAUGGCCCAGGAGUAUCGACUGAAGGCCUGACAGUUAGGACUCUUUCAGAUGUGCCAAGCGCUUCUCCUCAGAAUAUCUCUUUGGAAGUGGUGAACUCAAAGAGCAUCAAAGUGAGUUGGUUACCUCCACCGUCCAGCAUGCAAAAUGGAUUUAUCACCGGCUAUAAAAUACGGCACAGAAAGACAGCUCGCAGGGGUGAGGUAGAAACACUGGAACCAAAUAACCUCUGGUAUCUGUUUACAGGCCUGGACAAAGGAAGCCAGUAUAGUUUUCAGGUUGCAGCUAUGACAGCCAAUGGAACGGGACCUUCUUCAGAAUGGUAUACAACAGAAACUCCAGAGAGUGAUCUUGAUGAAUCACAGGUGCCUGAUCAGCCAAGCUCUCUUCACGUCAGGCCUUUGUCAACCAGCAUUGUAAUGAGCUGGACCCCACCAUUGAAUCCAAACAUCAUUGUGCGUGGCUACAUCAUUGGCUAUGGGGUAGGCAGCCCCUAUGCCGAGACGGUGCGGGUGGACAGCAAACAGCGGUACUAUUCCAUCGAACAUUUGGAACCAAGUUCCCAUUAUGUCAUAUCUCUGAAGGCGUUUAACAAUGCUGGGGAAGGAGUGCCUCUUUAUGAGAGCGCCACCACCAGAUCACUGACAGAUCCCAUUGACCCAUUAGAAGUUGAUUUUUAUCCUUUGCUUGAUGAUUUCCCUACCUCAGUCCCAGAUAUCUCCACCCCCAUGCUCCCACCAGUAGGUGUCCAGGCUGUUGCAUUAAGCCAUGAUGCUGUGAGGGUCAGCUGGGCAGACAACUCUGUUCCCAAGAACCAGAAGACCACAGAAGUUCGGUUUUACACAGUGCGAUUGAGAACCAGCUAUUCUACAAAUGCUAAAUACAAGUCAGCAGAUACAACAGCCUUGAGCCACACCGUGUCUGGUCUUAAGCCAAAUACCAUGUAUGAGUUCUCUGUCAUGGUGACCAAAGGUCGAAGGUCAAGUACAUGGAGCAUGACAGCUCAUGCUACGACAUAUGAAGCAGCCCCAACCUCUGCUCCCAAGGAUUUGACAGUCAUUACCCGUGAAGGGAAGCCUCGAGCUGUAAUUGUCAGCUGGCAACCUCCAUUAGAAGCCAAUGGGAAAAUUACUGCUUACAUUCUGUUCUACACCUUGGAAAAGAAUUCCCCCAUUGACGAUUGGAUCAUGGAGACCAUCAGUGGAGACCGACUUACGCAUCAAAUUAUGGAGCUGAAUCUGGAUACAGUAUAUUACUUCAGAAUACAAGCUCGAAAUGCCAAAGGAGUGGGACCUCUGUCUGAUCCUAUCCUCUUCCGGACUCUUAAAGUGGAACAUCCUGACAAAAUGGCUAAUGAUCAAGGUCGUCAUGGAGAUGGAGCCUAUUGGCCCGUUGACACUAAUUUGAUUGACAGGAGCAGCCUCAAUGAGCCCCCCAUUGGACAGAUGCACCCUCCGCAUGGAAGUGUAACCCCUCAGAAGAACAGCAAUCUUCUCGUCGUUAUUGUUGUGACUGUCGGGGUCAUCACUAUCAUUGUGGUGGUGAUUGUGGCUGUGAUUUGUACAAGGCGUUCAUCAGCACAGCAACGAAAAAAGCGUGCUACUCAUAGUGCUGGCAAAAGAAAGGGCAGCCAGAAAGACCUGAGGCCUCCAGAUCUUUGGAUACACCAUGAAGAGAUGGAGAUGAAGAACAUUGAAAAGCCGUCAGGUUCUGAUCCGCCAGGGAGAGUCUCACCAAUCAAGAGCUGUCAAGAAAUCACUCCAGGCAGCCACAGCCAAUCUGAAACACAGAUGGGCAGCAAGAGUGCCCCACAGUCUGUUCCUGACACGGAAGAAGUGGGAAGCAGCAUAUCCACAUUGGAACGUUCACUUGCAGCUCGGCGAGCAACACGUGCCAAGCUCAUGAUUCCUAUGGACUCACAACCCAGCAAUCCUUCUGUUGUCAGUGCCAUCCCAGUGCCAACACUAGAAAGUGCCCAGUAUCCAGGAAUCCUGCCAUCCCCCACCUGUGGAUAUCCACACCCUCAGUUCACUCUCCGUCCUGUGCCAUUCCCAACACUUACAGUGGAACGGACCUUUGGAACAGGGAGAACAGUGACUGAAGGACCAGCCACACCACAAAGUUCCAUGUUACCGCAAACGCAGCCUGAACAUCCAAGCAGUGAGGAACCUCAAAGUAGGACAAUUCCUACUGCAUGUGUCCGGCCUACACAUCCCCUCCGCAGUUUUGCCAAUCCCUUGCUACCUCCGCCAAUGAGUGCAAUAGAACCGAAAGUCCCUUAUACACCACUUUUAUCUCAAGCAGCGCCCAAUCUUCCCAAGGCUCAGGUUAAGACAGCAUCCCUUGGACUAGCUGGAAAAGCACGAUCACCUCUGCUACCUGUUUCGGUACCAACAGCUCCAGAAGCCACAGAAGAAGGUCACAAACAAACAGAAGAUCCUGCUAAUGUAUAUGAACAGGAUGACCUUAGUGAACAAAUGGCAAGUUUGGAAGGGCUAAUGAAGCAACUUAAUGCCAUCACAGGCUCCGCUUUCUAA
Molecule: messenger RNA, 4260 nt
Organism: Thamnophis elegans (Western terrestrial garter snake)
Lineage: Eukaryota; Metazoa; Chordata; Lepidosauria; Squamata; Natricidae
Gene: DCC
Product: DCC netrin 1 receptor
Exons: 29
Coding region: 1-4260 (1419 amino acids)
Biological process (GO): cell-cell adhesion
Cellular component (GO): membrane
Molecular function (GO): protein binding
Source: RefSeq, a predicted model, not a curated record